AUCCAAUAGAAAAGAAGACCGGCCAAGCGCUUCCGGGGUGGGCGGAUGGGCGGAAGAUGGCGGCGGCGGGGAGCGGGCACCUGGGUGCCCUGCUGAGAUUUUUUUACUCAUUAUUGUUUCCUGGACUAACUGUAUGUGGAGUCUUGUGUAUAUGUUUGGUCAUUGUCCUUUGGAUAAUCAGACAGCAUCUACAGAGGAAAAAAAAGUCAGUCUCAACCAGCAAAAAUGAGAAAGAUCAAAUGGUGGUUGCAUUUUUCCAUCCAUACUGCAAUGCUGGCGGUGGAGGAGAGAGGGUUUUAUGGUGUGCUUUGAGAGCACUGCAAAAAAGGUACCCUGAAGCAGUUUAUGUCGUUUAUACUGGUGAUGUUAAUGUCAGUGGUCAACAGAUACUAGAAGGUGCUUUCAGAAGAUUUAAUAUCAGAUUAGUUCACCCAGUGCAGUUUGUUUUCUUAAGGAAACGCUACCUUGUGGAAGACGGUCGUUAUCCUCACUUCACAUUGCUGGGCCAAAGUCUUGGAUCCAUUCUUCUUGGCUGGGAAGCUCUGAUGCAGUGUGUUCCUGAUGUUUACAUUGAUUCAAUGGGAUAUGCCUUCACACUCCCUCUGUUUAAAUACAUAGGGGGUUGUCGAGUUGCAAGCUAUGUUCAUUAUCCCACUAUCAGCACUGACAUGCUCUCUGUAGUGAAGAAUCAAAAUACUGGAUUUAAUAAUGCAGCGUUCAUCACCAAGAACCCUCUGCUCAGCAGAGCAAAGCUCAUCUACUACUAUUUAUUUGCUUUUAUUUAUGGCCUUGUUGGUUCUUGCAGUGAUGCAGUCAUGGUGAAUUCUUCUUGGACACUAAACCAUAUUCUCUCUCUGUGGAAAGUUGGGCAUUGCACUAGCAUUGUUUAUCCACCUUGUGAUGUGCAGACAUUUCUGGACAUUCCCUUACACGAGAAAAAGAUGACCUCAGGACAGUUGCUGGUUUCCAUUGGCCAGUUCAGGCCUGAAAAGAAUCACCCUUUGCAGAUCAGAGCCUUUGCUAAAUUGCUCGGUAAGAAGAGAGCUGAGUCAUUCCCUUCACUUAAACUCAUCCUUAUUGGAGGGUGUCGUAACAAAGAUGAUGAAUUUAGGGUAAACCAGCUGAGAAGCCUGUCUGAGGAGUUAGGAGUUCAAGAAGAUGUGGAGUUUAAAAUAAACAUUUCAUUUGAUGAGUUAAAGAAUUACUUGUCUGAAGCAGCAAUUGGACUGCAUACCAUGUGGAAUGAGCAUUUUGGGAUUGGAAUUGUGGAGUGCAUGGCAGCUGGCACAAUUAUCCUUGCUCACAAUUCAGGGGGGCCGAAGCUUGACAUCGUCAUCCCUCACGAAGGACACAUAACUGGAUUUCUGGCUGAGAGUGAAGAAGGCUAUGCGGACGCCAUGGCUCACAUUCUUUCUCUGUCUGCAGAAAAGAGACUUCAAAUCAGAAAAAAUGCUAGAGCAUCUGUAAGCAGAUUCUCAGACCAAGAGUUUGAAGUGUCAUUCCUGUCUUCUGUGGAGAAGUUAUUUAAAUAAUGCUAGCUCUGUAAAAAUUAUGGAAUUUUUUUUAAUUAAUUUUUUUUUUUUAUCCUUUUUGAGACAGUGUCUCUCUGCAGCCCCAGCUGGCCUGGACCUCACUAUGUAGACCAGGCUGGCCUGGAUCUCACAGAGAUCCUCCUGCCUCUGCCUCCCAAGUGCUGGGAUUAAAGGCAUACACCACCACACCCCACUGGAUAGUUUAUAUAAAGCACAAAUGGGGAUGUAAAUCAAUGGUAGAGUCUGUGCUUAAUAUGUGCAAGGCCCUGAGUUCCAUCCCCAGCACCAAAAAAUAAAAUGAAAUGCUUCAUUUCCAAACACCUUCAUAUGUAAAUACUUUUCUAAAUCCAUUCUCUAUUAUAAUAAAGGCAGUCUGAGUUGUAUUCUCAGCAAUAUGUA
This is a messenger RNA of Nannospalax galili (Upper Galilee mountains blind mole rat), 1931 nucleotides long. RefSeq names its product ALG11 alpha-1,2-mannosyltransferase (gene Alg11). Gene Ontology annotation, molecular function: GDP-Man:Man(3)GlcNAc(2)-PP-Dol alpha-1,2-mannosyltransferase activity. The coding region runs from base 57 to 1532 and encodes 491 amino acids. The transcript has 4 exons. Lineage: Eukaryota; Metazoa; Chordata; Mammalia; Rodentia; Spalacidae. The record is from RefSeq and is a predicted model, not a curated record. Gene Ontology annotation, cellular component: endoplasmic reticulum membrane. Gene Ontology annotation, biological process: protein N-linked glycosylation.